GCUGUUUCACGUUAACAAGAGCGGCUUCCCCAUCGACAGCCACACCUGGGAGCGCAUGUGGAUGCACGUGGCCAAAGUGCACCCCAAAGGUGGAGAAAUGGUGGGCGCCAUCAGGAACGCCACCUUCUUAGCAAAGUAAAAGCAGUGGAAGAUGCAGAAGUAUGAAGAGCCUCCUGCUUCAGGCCCGGGGGACCCCCUCGCCCGCCAGCUUGGCUGUGGGGCCUGAGCUUGCAGAGCUGGGGACAGAACUGGGGACCGUCCGUGGGCAGCGUCCGGCGCUGGUGCCCAGCCAGACUGCCCCGUGCUGUCGCUAAGUCUGUUCACCAGUGGCUUUACCUUCCAUCAGCUAAGUACUAAAUCCCCAGGGCCUUCCUUUCCCUGUUUUCUUAGAGGGUGGAACUAAUCUGUCCUGUGGCCCCUUGUGUCCCUCCCUAAGCGGCUUAGUCCUCCUCUCCUUCCUGCCGGAGCUACAGACCCACAUGGGCUGAGUGUCUCUGUCACCAGCGCCCCUCCCUCCACCCAUCGGAGAGGCUGAGGUUAAGGGACUGGGUAACAUAGAGAAGAAAUAAAGCAGAAACUGCCGCCUUGCUUCCCAGGAGUGACUGGAUUGGAAGCCCCUGCUUGUUCUCGCUCUUGGCCUGGUCGGCAGGGUUGCUCAGAGCUGGGUGGUGUCUCAGCUCUAAAUUCCCGAGAAGAGGGACUUACGUCCCCCUUUUCAGUCCUGGCCCGCCAUUGCUCCCUUCCCUUCCCAGCGGGGGUUAGGACGUCAUACCCUCCGCUGGUGAAUGUUGACCAAGAGGCAGACUAGGAGAUGCCCAGGCAGACUGGGCAGCCGGAUGGGGUCAGAGGGUAAGAUGGCUCACGAGUGAGAGGAGCUGCACUUACCUGGGAAGAUUCGAGGCAAGAAGGGAAUCUUUCCUAAUGCACUUGGGGCUGGACUCAGGGAAUGGAUGUGAUGGGCAUUGCAGGGGGUGGUGGUGAAGAGAAAUGGCAUGUGUGGCACCAUGUUGCAUUCCUUCGGGGCGCCAUACAUCUUGUGUUCAGUGGUGCCCUGGAGUGGGCACAUACAAUGGUGACACCAGAUACGCAGCAAAAGUGUAGUCGUGCAGUAGAAGUGUGAGGGUUAAUGGAGCACCUCUGAACCCUCCUGGACCAGGCCUGGGGAGGGGGGGGACACUAUAGGACAUGGUCCUUGGCCUCAAGAAGGGCUGAGGCUCUCAUGGGGAGGCAGGCGGUGUUCACACCGCAACACACAAAGGGCCAUAGAGAGCCGCUGCGACCCAGGGCGGAGUGUGUACCAAGGGAACGCAGAGAGAGGACUGGCCGGUCUUGGGAGACCUUGUCCAGGAGGCACCAGUUGAACGGGUGCCCAGGCCAGCGUGGCCAUCUGCCCUCAGGAGUAGCUCUGCGUCUCCUUGAUAAAAUGAUCUCUCUCUACUUCCCUGCAGCCUUCAGUACCCCAGGUUCCCAACUACAGGCUGUCGAUGACGAUCCCAGACUGGCUCCAGGCAAUCCAGAACUACAUGAAGACACUACAAUACAAUCAUACAGGGACCCAGUUCUUUGAAAUUAGGAAAAUGAGACCGCUGAGUGGGUUAAUGGAAACAGCGAAAGAAAUGACUCGGGAGUCCUUGCCUAUCAAAUGCCUUGAAGCUGUCAUCCUGGGCAUAUACUUAACCAAUGGACAGCCUUCCAUCGAGCGAUUCCCCAUCAGCUUUAAAACCUACUUCUCAGGAAACUACUUUCACCAUGUUGUGCUGGGGAUUUACUGCAACGGCCGCUAUGGCUCACUGGGCAUGAGCCGAAGGGCUGAGCUGAUGGACAAGCCAUUGACCUUUCGGACUCUGAGUGACCUCAUCUUUGACUUUGAAGACUCCUACAAGAAAUACCUGCACACAGUCAAGAAGGUCAAGAUUGGGUUGUAUGUCCCCCAUGAGCCUCAUAGCUUCCAGCCCAUCGAGUGGAAGCAGCUGGUCCUCAAUGUCUCAAAGAUGUUGAGGGCUGACAUAAGGAAGGAGCUGGAGAAAUAUGCCAGGGACAUGAGAAUGAAGAUCCUGAAACCUGCAAGUGCCCACUCUCCAACCCAAGUGAGAAGCCGGGGAAAAUCACUGUCCCCACGAAGGAGGCAGGCAAGCCCCCCAAGACGGCUCGGCAGGCGAGACAAGUCGCCUGCACUGCCUGAAAAGAAGGUGGCUGAUCUCAGCACUCUGAAUGAAGUGGGCUAUCAAAUCCGAAUUUAGGCCAGCCGUACAGCCGGCAACAGGGCUUCUGUGGUGCUUCUGUCUGCACUUUACCCAGCAUCUUCAGGAGGAACUGCAACUAUUUAUUAAGAACUUGUGAAUUUUAUUUGUAAGGGUUCACUUGGAAUAGACUCUGAGUGGGUGGUAACAAUUUACUUUAAAAAAAUUCACGAAGGGACAACCACGAAAAGGCUAAGUAAUAAACCCCACUGGGGUCAGACUGUCUCCCUCACUCCAGAUAGAAAGGAUAAGACCAUAACUGUAGUUUUAUAUUUUCCCAUUUACCUACAUUCUUUUGUUUUAAACAGCAGUAGUAAAUGUUCAUGAAACCCUCUCUCCCACUUUUGAUAUAGUAAGGUAACUCAAUCAGUAUUAAUAUCUUUUUCAGCAAUAACAGCGGCAAAGAUUGGUGUUUUUUUUUUAAGCAGUCAAUAUUACCUCAGCAUCUUGACAUCAGAUAUGCAAAUUUAAUGGUGUUUUGUUUUUUUAUAUUCUAUUUGUAUUGUUUCCCCAAUAUUUUCCAUGGGGAUCUCCACAAGGUUUGGAAUUUUUUUCCUGGUGCACACAUGCGAUGAAAUUUAAGGUAUUAUAUGCAAGUGUUUUACUAAAAAAGCACUGAAAUUCUUCUGGCAAUACGGGAAACCACUUUCAGGACCUUGGAGUUACUUCUUUCUUAAAUCUUUCUUAAAGCAUUCACUGACAACAGUUUUUGUUCUUUCAAAACAAAACAAGAAAAGCACGUUCAGAAGCUAGUCUAUGUUCUGUCACUAACAUUUAAACUUUGCAGAGUCCAGCAAAAAGCACACAGGGUCAUGAACUGUUACACAAAUUUAGCAGUAUUGCAAUUACCUCUGACAGUAACACACUCAGAAAGACACAGGCCAGGAGUAGAUGAGUAGGUCUUGAGAACCAGCUAAACUUGCUGAUCCCAUUUCACCUGAUUUCGAAACUCUAAGUCAGGCCUCGAUUCUGAAGGACCCACUGUUGUUAGAGAUGUGUUCUGAUGUCUUAUAUUAAGACCAAAUACAACACGAUGUGAUUAUUUUCCAGUACCUUGCUUUUAGGUACCACUUCAUGAUGCUUAGGAACUGGUAUUGGAAAAUACAAUGAAUUAGAGAAGCAGAACCUUUUUUUUAAUGGAAAAGUCUUCAGGUACAGUGUUACACCUUACAGUGUGAUUUAGUCCACAGAGCACAGUAGGAAUAUCCGGCCUGCAUAUGGUAGUUACAGUGUAACUUCUGGCUGCAGACCACACAGAAUAACUCUAACAGCAUACCAAGUCUCUAUGUUAUCAAGAGUACAGCUUACGUUUCAUUUGUUUGAUCUUAGCAACCAUGCCAACUCAUGAGACCAAAAGGCAUAUUUAAGUGAAGUCUGCUAGUCAACAAAAGUGUUAUUUCAGUCUCAGUGCUUCCCCCUCUGGUUUUCUUUGACUGAAGUGUACAUCUCAAUUAGAUUAAAAUACAGCAUAAGUUAAACAUUCGGAACUUAACCACUUUCCUCAAGAAUAGUACUAUCAGUUAGCAGAGUUUUAAAUGAGUUAUCUUUAAUCUUCACAAGAUGAGCCCAUUUGCAGCCUCAUGGCCACAUGUAUUUAGAUGUUUGCAGUCGCCAGUGAAUCAUUUCAUUCUCAUUCUAAAACAAUACUGACUUAGCUCUCUCUAGAUGAAAUACCAUCAUCUGUUUAUCAAUCUGAAAAUAUUAUAUCCAAUAAGUAGACUACUUAUAACAUUGCAAUCAUUCUAAGAGCUUGGAAUAGGAUUUUCCAAGUAUUAAGUACUGUCCAAUCUAAAAUAUGGAAUGCCAGUAGUUGCAUAGCCUCUUGUUUCCCACAGAAAAGGGGAAAGGAAUAGGAAUACAACCUGUUUCUAAUAUGCUGAUGUAUAAGCCUUAAACUGCAACUGGCUUGAUGAUUCAAUUAGUAACCUGAUUAUUCCACACUCAUUUCUUGAUUUUAAGAUUCAUUUCCCCAAAGCAAGAGUUAGUCACAGAAACAUGAAAAUAAAAUGUUCUUGGUUGUUAUUCUAUUUUAUUGCCUAUAGGAGUAUGUUGAUUUCUAAAAGAUAUGAGAAAGGCACCAACUCCUACAUUCUAGUGAAAGUAAUCUAAUUGAUAAGGCAAAGAAAAAAAAAAAGACAUGAUUUACCCCCUAGAACUGAUUUUAAAACUGGCUAUAAUUCAAAGAUAAAAAACAAAACUAUGAAGUGAUUCUGAAAUCUAGUUUUUAAAGUUAUCAAUGCAAGAGAAAUUUUAUGCUUAAGCCAUUAUGGCAAUACAUGCAAAGUUAAAUGAAUGACAGAAAUUUUGAUUCUAGACUACAUGUUGUGCUGUUUUGAGUACACUUUAUUUCAGAAAGUGAAUUUAGUAUUUUCUAUACACUCUGAAAUCAUGAGCAUUUCACUUUUUUCUAAGUCAAUUAUUUCAUAAGGAUUUUAUUAAUAGAUAUUGGUAAUAGAACUUUGGAAAUCUUAAUUCAGUAUUCUACUAUACCCGAGGCUUUUGUAAGCUAUAGUUUUAUGUACAACCUUGUACAGAUUUUUUGACAUGCAAUUCAGAAUCUUGUUUAUUCUUUGGACUUUGUUUGGCCGACACAUUUUUUUUAAAUCUUUUAAGAAACUGUGAUUGUUUUAGUGGGUAUUUUUCUAAGUAAAUGAAAACUUGUAUAAUGGUAUUUUAGAGAAUGCCAGAUAAGUGCAUGUUUCAAGUUAAUGUUUUUCUCAUCACUUGUAUGUUUAUACACAGCAUGGGACUUAAUAUAAACCAUCCUGGAAAACUCAAGGAUUGUUUUCCUC
This is a messenger RNA of Balaenoptera musculus (blue whale), 5032 nucleotides long. It is a transcript of the gene VASH2, whose product is annotated as vasohibin 2. The transcript is spliced from 7 exons. NCBI's taxonomy places the organism in Eukaryota, Metazoa, Chordata, Mammalia, Artiodactyla, Balaenopteridae. Gene Ontology annotation, cellular component: cytoplasm. Gene Ontology annotation, biological process: regulation of angiogenesis. The record is from RefSeq and is a predicted model, not a curated record. Bases 1485 to 2240 code for a protein of 251 amino acids.